AUGCACCAGCUCUUCCGCCUCACCCAGCUGGAACGGCUUCCGGUUUAUCAUCGGGUCCGUGCGCGCCGUGCGCUCAACGUUGACAGGACCAUUGCCCAAUUCGUCGACUUCACGCAGCUCUUCGCGGUGCGGCUGCACUCAAGCUUCGAUACAUUGCUGCUACUACCGAUCUACUGGGCCGCGCUGGACCCCGACCAUGCCGAGCCGCUAUACAACGCAAGCCACAGCAGCAUUCAAGACGUGGCACCAUACCUGGAGCGCCCGUUAACGACGGCGAAGGCUAUUACAGCAAUUCUGUCGCGUGCGAUCAGCGGAACGACGGGUGGGAUGCCUCUGGAGGCUUUACUGGAACUGUGGAAUCGGCUGUGGUUCUGGGUUGCGGUGAUCGAUGAACUCUUCCAUGACGUCGACUUCAAGUUUACGCAGCGGCCGCUGGCGAACUUGUUAAAGCACCGAUACAUUACCCUUGCCAGUGCGGUUUCUGCGAUUCUCCGGGCCAUGCCCGCCAAUACUCCUCCGCCACCAUCGCCGCAGCUGUGGGUGUUUGUCGGGCGAGCAUGGGUGGACGCCCUCGACAACAAUGUGACCACCGCAUUGAGAGCUGUGUGUCGCCUCCUGGCCGAGGUCACACCCGAGAACCUCCCUGACAUGGCCCUAGGCGCGGGGGGCAGCUGGGACGCCCUCGCCCGUCUUGUUAUCCGUCACAUGCGUUGGAUUAUGACGCAGCGCCCCCCUCUCGCAUACGCCACACUCGAGCAGCUGGUGUCGUUCAAGGCCCUGCUGCGCGAUGCAGCGGCGUAUAAUCCCGACUUCCAAAAGGCGCUCUUCGCGGCCGGAUUCAUACCCGAAUUCAUAGGUGCCGCGGUUUACGUCAACGGGGGUAACGACAUCGCCAAGUCGGCCCCCGGACUGGUGUCUCAGCUGCUCGACGUAACAUUCUUCAACAUCUUCCACUUGUUGACCCACGCGCAGAACGUUGGUAUUCUCAUCGACGCGUGCCGCGGCCCACUAAUCGGAAUGCUGCUUGUGCACGCGGUGAUCCCGCAGGAGGACGUCCAGGCAGCGGUCGUCCACUUGCUUCAACAAUCGCUCCCGCGAUGGACGCUCUACGCGUCAAUUCUCCCGGGACUCAAUGCGUCGCUCGCAGCGGCCCGGUCUCUCGUGCCACAGGCCCUGGCACAAGCCGACCCGCAGUUCAUACAGCUAUGGAACAACUUAACGGGCCUCGUGCACGAGCGGAUGGAGGUGUACACCGCCUUCAAGCAGAGAGAAACCCCGCGAACUGCGGCGUGUGCCAACCGACAUUGCGUCAAGAUCGGCCCCAGACACGAAUUUACCCAAUGCAGCGGAUGCAGCGCUGUCUACUACUGCUCAAAGCCCUGCCAGCGCACAGAUUACCUCGAGGGAGGGCACCGUGCGGACUGCUCAAGGUGGUCUUUUCAUUCGGAGGCAGAACGACAGAAAUUCCGCACGGUCGACCGCCGAUUCUUCCGUGCCCUCAUCCGUGAUGACUACGCGCGUCAUCGUGAACUGAUGUACGCGCGGGUGCUACAGCAAAUCCGGCGGCCAGCGCCGGAACAUCAGCCAUACCUUCACCUCCCGCGGAUGAUCGGCUUCCUCUAUCCCUUAGGAAGGCUCCAGUGGUCGGUCGGCCACCAAGACGCUGAUCCGACUCAAUCUAAACCGUAUGCGCCCCUGCUGGGCCGGCUCGUCGAGCACGACGCCGAGGGCUUCAUCGUCGCCAUCCCGCUUGUCGCGGGCAACCAUGAGGAGUCGCCCACACUGAUUCAGGUUGUGCCGGUCCGGCGGCGUGCUGGUGCGAACGAUAUCCACAAGCGGCUGGACGCAAUUGCGGAAUCACUGCGUGCAGAUGAAGGGGAUUCGGCCCAACCGACGGAAGAGGAGUGUCUGCAAGCGGUGAGGAAGGCUUUAACUGAGGUAGACGUGCAGGAGUGGGAAAUUUGUUGA
This is a messenger RNA of Mycena indigotica, 1968 nucleotides long. RefSeq lists its product as uncharacterized. Bases 1 to 1968 code for a protein of 655 amino acids. NCBI's taxonomy places the organism in Eukaryota, Fungi, Basidiomycota, Agaricomycetes, Agaricales, Mycenaceae. The record is from RefSeq and is a predicted model, not a curated record. The transcript has 4 exons.